AUGGAAACUAAGGAGGGAGAUGAAUCCUUAUCUCCGGCGAGAAUUUUGGAGCGUAAGAGUCAAAGCUUAGCUAUCAUCAUCAAGCCUCUCCAGAUCGAGUGUUCAAUGGCCGGAGUUAGGUUAUCGAUUCUCAGGUCACUUCACAGAUCGAAUAAAUCGUCUUCUAAACAAUCUUCUAGACCUUUUUCGAGGGUAGCUGAAUAUGCCAAUCUUGGACCAACAAGGUCAUCUCCGGUGAAGAAGAAGGAGCCGUACGCUUCUUUCAACCUCCUAAAUUCACAUGCCAGGGCCAUUGGUUGCGGAUAUACUCUUGAUGUAGCUUCUUCGACUGUCUCCUUUUCAUCGAAUUUGCGCCUUCACAAUGCCAUGCCUUUCAAUUACUCGACCCCUUUAUUAGCUCAUUCGUCUUGUGCACGAGCUUUCAACACGAAACCCGAUAAUCUCCCUGGCGCUACUGGUUCCGGUGACGGGAAUGGCAUUGACUGGGUUGAGAAGGCCAAAGAUGUCUUGCGUUCUAGUGUAGAUUCUUUUACUGAAACUGCAAAGAAGGCUCAAGAAUCCUCUGCUGAGCUGAGUCCUCAUGUGCAGCAGUUUCUAGACUCGAACCCGUAUUUUAAAGAAGUGAUAGGUCCCGUCAGUCUCACCAUGACUGGUACGUUAUUUGCUUGGAUAGUGAUGCCUAGAGUUUUGAGGAGGUUUCACAGAUAUGCAAUGCAAAGUUCGGCUGUUUUGCUUCCCGAAGGCUUCUCAAACGAAGAUGUCCCUUAUGAGAAAAGCUUCUGGGGUGCUUUGGAGGACCCAGCACGUUACUUAGUCACCUUCAUGGCUUUUGCACAAAUUGCCGCGAUGGUGGCGCCAACAACGGUAGCAGCUCAGUACAUUUCACCGGCAUUGAAGGGGGCGGUCAUCCUCUCUUUGGUGUGGUUCCUACAUCGGUGGAAAACCAAUGUGAUUACGCGAAUGUUGUCGGCUAAGAGUUUUGCUGGGCUAGACAGGGAGAGGGUAUUGACUUUGGACAAAGUUUCAUCGGUUGGUCUCUUUGCAAUCGGUUUGAUGGCUUCGGCGGAAGCUUGUGGGGUAGCUGUUCAAUCUAUCUUGACAGUUGGUGGAGUAGGAGGAGUGGCCACUGCUUUUGCUGCCAGAGAUAUCCUUGGUAAUGUGCUGAGUGGUCUGUCCAUGCAAUUCUCAAAGCCUUUCUCGAUGGGAGAUACAAUCAAAGCUGGAUCUGUAGAAGGUCAGGUUGUUGAGAUGGGACUUACAACAACAUCUUUGCUGAACGCCGAAAAGUUUCCAGUUUUGGUACCUAAUUCAUUGUUUUCCAGCCAGGUGAUUGUGAAUAAGUCACGCGCUCAGUGGCGAGCCAUAGCAUCCAAGAUCCCACUGCAGAUCGAUGACUUGGAUAAGAUUCCUCAGAUAACAAAUGAAAUCAAGGAAACGUUGAGGUCAAACACAAGAGUGUUCUUGGGGAAAGAAGCUCCUUAUUGUUACUUAUCCCGGGUGGAAAAAUCUUUCGCAGAACUCACUAUUGGAUGCAAUCUCAAGUACAUGGGCAAAGAGGAGUUUUACGCAACACAACAAGAAGUUCUUCUUGAGUCGGUUAAGAUCAUAAAGAAGCACGGUGCGUCGCUGGAGACUCCUUCGUCUUCUUCGCCUCGCAUCUUCUGUGCCAAUGCUCGCUUAGUUUCGACCAUUGUCAACUCCGGAAUCGGAAUCAGCUGGUUUUUGUGUGCUGUUGAAAUGGAGAAUUAUGGUUCGCAGUCUCCUCCACCAUACCCUUAUUACCCAGGAGGAGCUCCUCCUUAUAGGCCUCCCAAUUCAGAUCCAUACCCUCCACCUCCCCAAGCUUAUCCUUACCCACCGCCACCGCCACUUCACCACCAUGGUUCAAUGUCUCACUCGGGUCCGUUAGACUAUACCCACCGUCCACCGCCACUUCAUCACCAUGGCUCCAUGUCCCAUUCGGGUCCACUAGACUAUUCCCAUCGUCCACCCUCACUUCAUCACCAUGGUUCCAUGUCUCAUUCGGGUCCACUAGACUAUAGCCACCGUCCACCACCGUCGCCUCAUUAUUAUGAUCAGCCUCCUCCUUACCCUUAUCCUCCUCAUCAACCAACACUCCAGCCACACGCUAGCUUUGGCAACUAUCAAGAGCCAGGCCUGUAUCCACCACCACCCCAAGACCCUCCUCAACCGCAUUAUGGUCAUGGGAAUUUAAGCAGUGGCGGAUCCUCUUCCCCACCUCUUUACCCUCCUCUACACGAUCUUAUGGGCGGUCUGAGUGUCUCUGCUAGUCAGCCAAGCGCGCCAGCAUCGCCACCAGCACCCUCGGCUCCAUCUUUGCCUUCAAACUCCUGGCAGGGAGGUUACUAUGGAGACUCGUUUUCAAGCCAUUCACAUUUGUCACACUCGGGCAGGCUAGAUUCGUCUAGCCAUGGUUAUGCAUCGCCGCAUAGUCCCGGUAUGCAGAUUGUGCCCUCUGGCAAAGCCUCCUUGAAGGUCCUCCUGUUACAUGGGAAUUUGGAUAUCUGGGUUUCUCGUGCAAACAAUCUCCCAAACAUGGACAUGUUCCAUAAUACGCUGGGUGCUGUGUUUGGAAGCAUAACCAACAUGAUCGAAGGGCAGCUGAGCAAGAAGGUCACUAGUGAUCCUUACGUUUCCAUAUCAGUCGCGGGUGCAGUGUUAGGAAGAACAUAUGUCAUCAGCAACAGCGAGAACCCUGUAUGGCAGCAGCACUUUUAUGUUCCUGUGGCUCAUCAUGCUGCCGAGGUCCAUUUCGUUGUCAAGGACAGUGACGUUGUGGGCUCGCAGCUUAUAGGAAUCGUUAAAAUCCCGGCCGAACAAAUCUACUCAGGUGCGAGAAUUGAAGGAACUUACACGAUUCUGAGCAGCAGUGGAAAGCCUUGUAAACCAGGGGCAACCCUGACUCUGUCGAUUCAAUAUACCUCAACGGAUAAACUCAGUGUUUAUCACAGCGGAGUUGGUGGAGGUCCUAAUUACCAGGGGUGCCCCGGGACUUAUUUUCCGCUCCGGGAAGGUGGAAAUGUGACGCUGUACCAAGAUGCACAUGUACCUGAAGGGAUGCUCCCGGGAAUAGGACUCGGCAAUGGAAUGUAUUACGAACAUGGCAAGUGCUGGCAGGAUAUGUUUCAUUCCAUAUGUCAGGCUAGGCGUUGGUCAGUGUGGCAUAAAGUCAGGCUUGGUCGGGAGAAAGGAGAUCCUGCAGCAGAAUGUACACUUGGUGAGCUCCUAAGAUCAAAGUCCCGAGAAGGUGUGAGAGUCCUGCUUUUGGUUUGGGACGACCCAACUUCACGAGACAUCUUGGGGUAUGUAAAAGAUGGGAUGAUGGGAACCCAUGACGAGGAGACACGCCGUUUUUUCAAGCACUCCUCAGUUAAUGUCUUGCUAUGCUCUCGAAAUGCUGGAAAACGACAUAGUUGGGCAAAACAAACGGAAGUUGGAACCAUCUAUACACACCACCAAAAAACCUUGAUAGUAGAUGCGGAUGCUGGGGGGAACAGAAGGAAAAUCGUAGCUUUUGUAGGAGGACUUGAUCUCUGUGAUGGCCGAUAUGACACUCCUCAACAUCCUUUGUUUAGGACGCUGCAAACAGAUCAUAAAGGUGACUACCACAACCCCACUUUCACGGGUAACACCUCCGGUUGUCCAAGAGAACCUUGGCAUGACUUGCAUAGUAAGAUUGAUGGCCCAGCUGCGUACGAUGUCCUGACCAACUUUGAAGAGAGGUGGAUGAAGGCUGCGAAGCCACACAGAAUCAAUAAAUUGAAGACAUCAUAUGAUGAUGCGUUGCUCAAGAUUGAAAGGAUUCCAGAUAUAUUAGGAGUCUUUGAUGCUCCUACUGUUAGUGCAAACGACCCCGAGGCUUGGCAUGUUCAGAUCUUCCGCUCCAUCGAUUCAAACUCUGUCAAAGGUUUUCCAAAGGAUCCAAAAUAUGCUACUAGCAAGAAUUUGAUGUGCGGUAAGAAUGUGCUCAUCGACAUGAGCAUACACACUGCAUAUGUAAAGGCCAUUCGUGCCGCUCAACACUUCAUCUACAUUGAGAACCAGUAUUUCAUUGGAUCUUCCUACAACUGGAAUGCUCACAAGAACAUAGGUGCCGAUAACCUGAUUCCAAUGGAAAUUGCUUUGAAGAUUGCUGAUAAGAUAAGGGCAAAUGAACGGUUUGCCGCCUAUAUUGUCAUUCCAAUGUGGCCGGAAGGAGUUCCAACCGGUGCCGCUACACAGAGGAUUCUGUAUUGGCAGCACAAGACGAUGCAAAUGAUGUAUGGGACUAUCUACAAUGCGUUAGUGGAGGCUGGGCUCCAAGAUAAAUUCUCCCCACAAGACUAUCUGAAUUUCUUUUGUCUUGGAAACCGAGAAAUGGUGAAUGGGAAUAAUGAAGCGGGCACGGGACAUCCAAGCAACGACAACACUCCCCAGGCAUCAUGUCGAAAGAGCAGAAGAUUUAUGAUAUAUGUUCAUUCAAAAGGGAUGGUGGUUGAUGACGAGUAUGUGGUAAUUGGAUCUGCGAACAUAAACCAAAGAUCAAUGGAAGGCACGAGAGACACGGAGAUCGCAAUGGGAGCUUAUCAGCCUCAGCAUACAUGGGCAAGGCGACAAUCUGGUCCUCGCGGUCAGAUCUACGGGUAUAGAAUGUCACUGUGGGCAGAACACAUGGGAGCGUUGGAUGAUAGCUAUGCGGAGCCGGAGAGCCUAGAGUGUGUAAGCAAGGUGAGAAGAAUGGCGGAGGAGAACUGGAGACAGUUUAGGGCAGAGCAAGUGUCGGAGAUGAGGGGACAUCUGUUGAAAUAUCCGGUGGAAGUCGAUGGGAAAGGCAAAGUCCGGCCACUUCCCGGAAGCGAGGAGUUCCCUGAUGUUGGUGGUAACAUCGUCGGAUCCUUCCUUGCGAUCCAGGAGAACCUCACAAUCUGAAAACGAUUGCAUUUUGCACACAUUCUUUCUGAAACCUUGGCGUGUAUGUACAAUAACUGAUGAUUCAUUUGUUUGUAUAAAAUUACUGUAAUACUGUAAAAUUCUAAAGGCUUAAGGCUUUUAAGCUGUAAAGCAAAGGGCUAACACUGUAAGUCUCCACCCAUUGCGAAUAUCAUUGAACUUAGAUUUUUUGUGGAACUCAGUUUUGACCAAAUUGUUUUAGACCACUUUCGAU
Messenger RNA from Thlaspi arvense, 5164 nucleotides. The record is from the annotation of a GenBank genome assembly. NCBI's taxonomy places the organism in Eukaryota, Viridiplantae, Streptophyta, Magnoliopsida, Brassicales, Brassicaceae.